Molecule: messenger RNA, 1119 nt
Organism: Fimicolochytrium jonesii
Lineage: Eukaryota; Fungi; Chytridiomycota; Chytridiomycetes; Spizellomycetales; Powellomycetaceae
Product: acyl-CoA N-acyltransferase
Exons: 10
Coding region: 294-827 (177 amino acids)
Biological process (GO): UDP-N-acetylglucosamine biosynthetic process
Cellular component (GO): endoplasmic reticulum; Golgi apparatus; endoplasmic reticulum-Golgi intermediate compartment
Molecular function (GO): glucosamine 6-phosphate N-acetyltransferase activity; monosaccharide binding
Source: RefSeq, a predicted model, not a curated record
GUUUUGGCUCAUUCACUAUGUGCAAAACUCUCCCAGGAAGAGGCCUUCGGACAUGUCUGGAAAGCAUGCAAAAUCCAUCGCCGUCAUGGCGGAGGCUUCUGAACGCGACUUGUAUGAAAGCGAUAUGCGGGCGCGCCGAUAAACAUUCGCGACUUUUUUCCAGGCCAUCUCCGUCGGUCCAAACACACUUGUGGCUUGCCAAACGAAGGACGAAAACAACAUAACCCUCAGCUCACCACGAACUCGUUCAGUAACCAACCUCCGCUCUUCAUACUCCACGAAACUCCCCCAAGAUGCCCCUAUUCGACCCAGUCUACAUCUCCCAGGAUGUCCAGGCCCAGCUCAAAGAGGGCUUCAUCGUGAGGCCGUUGGAGGCCUCUGACUACGAGAAGGGUUUCUUGGACGCUUUAUCGCAGUUGACGACGGUGGGGAAGAUGAGCAAGGGGCAGUUUAUGGAGCGCUACUCGUAUUUGAAGGCGCACAACCACGAAUACUUCACGAUCGUCAUCGAAGACACAAAGAAGCAGCUGAUUGUCGGCGCGGGCACGAUACUGGUUGAGCGCAAGUUUGUGCACAUGAACGGGCUUGUCGGUCAUAUCGAAGAUAUUGUCACCCGCUCUGAUUACCGGGGCUUGAACCUCGGCAAGCUUGUGAUUGAGACGCUCAAGCAUAUUGGAAAGAUGACCGGCUGCUAUAAGAUUAUCUUGGACUGCAACGACAAGAACAUUCCGUUCUACCAAAAAUGUGGAUUUGCGCAUAAGGAAUUCGAAAUGGUUCUCUACAUUGAUGAAAACGACCCGGUAAAGACCCCCAAAGCCAAAUUAUAAGCAGCCACAUGGGGGAAAAGCAACUAGCUGGGGUGUGAUGCUGGCGACCCAAAGCUCAAGGCGGCGGAUUCGACAGAGUCGCCGACGACAACGACGACGAUGCCAGCGGAUCCUGCGGCCGCGGCGCCUCCUGCCGGCACAACCUCAUGAUUUGCGCGCGCUUUGAGCGUUUAGGUCCUUUCACCCACCCCACCUACCUUGCAUUCCCCGCUACCGCAUGUUCUCUGACACCAUCUUCUUGGACUCAAACACCGUCAUAAAUCGUUACACGCACAAAACAAAGUAUAGCAUA